Messenger RNA from Betta splendens (Siamese fighting fish), 6797 nucleotides. It is a transcript of the gene tekt3, whose product is annotated as tektin 3. Gene Ontology annotation, biological process: cilium movement involved in cell motility; cilium assembly. Bases 5224 to 6687 code for a protein of 487 amino acids. The record is from RefSeq and is a predicted model, not a curated record. Gene Ontology annotation, cellular component: microtubule cytoskeleton; nucleus; sperm flagellum. The transcript is spliced from 10 exons. NCBI's taxonomy places the organism in Eukaryota, Metazoa, Chordata, Actinopteri, Anabantiformes, Osphronemidae.
AUAGACGCGGGCCCACCCUGCAGGCAUGCUCCACAUGCCUCGGCCGUUAGCAGAACCGGUGCCCACCAGAGGCAGAGCAUUCCCUGCACCGCUGGCGUUCAGCGCGGAGCAGCCAGAUUCAGAAACGCCUCCGCUCUCACGGAGACGCAGCAGAAACAGGCGUGUGACGACGGGGUUGAGUUCAAAGCGAAUGUCGAGCAGCGGGAGCACGAGAGGUCGCAAGGGCACAAGAGAAUUGCUCUCACUUUACACACAUCUGCUGCAGCUCCGACCACGGCCACCAUCCGUCCAGCAAAGUUUCCAAUCUUCUGUCCUCAGCUGCGAAUAAAACAUGCAGCGCUUCUAUUUUUAGACUUUUAACACAGCAGCAGCAGCAUCAUGAUGUUGGAGCCGGUCUGAGCUGUGUUUCACUGUAAAUGACUAAAGGUGAACACGCAUCCUCUGAGGCCCAUCAGGCUAGACUGUAGCUGCUGUGAUGCCAUUACAUGUUAUACACUGGUUGGAAACGUGUGAAGCACUGGAUCAAAGUGGACCACAGACAUUUCAGCUGCAAUUAAAUUAAAAACAUGUAACGUUCGUUAAAACUGCGGAUGUGACUGAUCCUCAUUAUUGAGACAGUGAUCAUAGCAGCCAGAACCCUGACUCAAUCAAGUGACCAGACUAACUCAAUCAACCAAUCCUCCUCCACAUAAACCUGUAGGGGGCAGCAGUGAGCACCACUCAGCUUCUGACUUCCUCAUCGUACUCUUCUCUUUCACUUUGAGGAUUCCUGACUCUCUUCCUCCCUGUGCCCAACUCCUCCCGCAAACUCACCCCCACAGGACUCCCCCCACAGGACUCACCCCACAGGACUCCCCCCACAGGAUUCACCCCACAGGACUCGGUCCCACAGGACUCGGUCCCACAGGACUCGGUCCCACAGGACUCACCCACUGGAUGCUCACUGGAUCGAUAUUAUGCCGCUAAGCACACACUGAAAGAACUUUAAAAAGCUCUCCCGCUGGUUUGAAGUCGCUCGUUUCUACAGCAGCGUUUUAAUACUGACGUGGGAUGCUGGUAUUUUAUCAAUGUGCGCGGUGGGCGCCCGCUGGGUGGGUUCCUGUAGACAGAAGCACAGCGGGGGUUCGGAUCUGUGUCUGUGAGACACAGCGGCUCUUUGUUGGGCUCAGCAGACAGUCAGCGCUAUGCUGCCUCCUCUGCUCGGGGAGCAGAGUCCCGGCUAAUGAGGCAGUUAGUUCAUCAAUCUUUAACCAUUACAGUUAUAGGCAGGGUCUCAAUGUGCAGCGCUCCCCUGCUUUGUUUCCUGCAGCUCCAGGGGGAGGAGGCUGAAGUCCAGACCCACGCAGCAUCCAGCAUCAGCUCUGUGGGCAAAAGAGCAGGAACGAGCCAGUAACAUCCAGUCGGGUCGGGAGCACAGAACCAGAGCUGCACAAACACAGAGACCCUGAAAUAGUGAGAAAGGCCUGAUAGGUGUUAUACAGGAGGACGCAGACGCUCGGACACAGAGCAGAAGGUCUGACCUUUAUUUGUGACCUCACUUUUAUUGACGCCGGCUCCGCCCACGGAGGUCAGUGUGCAUUCCCAGCUGCUGAGGCCCGUCCUGUCCACACAGAACCAGCAGAGCUCAACCCAUAGCUCAACAUACAGCCGGAGACAUAAACAUCCCAGUUAGAAUGAGAGCAUUACACUGAACUAGUGAGACGCGGCGUCACAGAGAACACGUUUCCCAGCAGUAAAUGUCUCCACAUCCUUGAUGGAUGCAAACCUUCACAUUAUGACAUUAAGACUUGCAGCUGCGUCUCUAGGAGACACUUGAAGUGCCAGGAAAAAUGGCUCAAAUCUGACAAUCGCCUCCUUCUGCCUGCGUCCAAGUUUAGGACAACUGCAAGCGUUUGACAGGCUGCGAGGAGCUGACAACACGAAGCUGCUGGCAUUUCAGAGAGUGAGGGAGAGAAACGGGCUGGAAAAUUCCUCCAGUUUUAAAUGCCUUUGUCCGCCUCGGAGCAGUAAAUCUGAAUCCUGGCCCGUGUGAGAUGCAGAAGUCAGGGAGACGCGCUGCAUCUGUUUACAGGCAACGACAGCAACAACGACAGAAUGAAAACGAAAGCCAGGCCCAGAAACAGAACUGGUUCCUCCGUCUGACACCAGAACUUCCUGUCCUGACGCUCAGCUCGAUGCACAGUCUCCCAUCAACAGCCACAGUGGCUGAAAGAAGUGAGCAAAUGGAACAAUCACCAGGCGCUGGAGGAAGCGGCGCCACAUGUGGACCGGGCCUCACUCAUCUGACCACGACGCGCUCGGCCGUGAGUCAGCGCGAAACCAUCUGAGGUUUUAGUCAUUCAUGUCCGUCCUCAACAAGCACAGGCUGCGUUUCUCCUAAUUUGGGGAGUGAGAGCAACACGCACUGAGUCAGCACGGAAACACGAUAAACAUUUGGCCAAAAAUAGCCGACUGGACCGACUGGAAUCAGAGAUACUACGAGUCGGACCCUGGAUGAGGAUAGAAACACGAUUCACGGAGCUUCCUAUCGUUUCUAUUGUGUGGAGCCCUUCCUGCGUUUGUGCAGCGGAGGUGCUGCCCUUCGCUCCGUCUAAACAACCACACAUUCAUGGAACCUCGGCAGCCUCUUCAGACUCCGUGAGAGGACACAUAAUGUCACGCAGCCUCAAGCAUCUGGGCCCUGUGCUCCGUUUUGUCUCCAGGCCUCCCCUCGGCCGCCCUCUCCUCCGCGCCGCACAGUGGCUCCAGUGGAAUGUGAUGACCACGGAGGGGACAAAGCCCUGCAUUCAUGCCCCGCGUCCCACUGCAAGUCUGGCCUGAGAGCCUCCAUCGCGGAGCGGAGGCCGCGUCCGAGAGCGGCCGACCCGCAGCCACGUCUGCAUCACUCAGCGCUCCGCCGACCACUCUGGGCACUUUGGAAGUGAUGCAGCACAAGCUGGAGUCCAUGUCAAGCAGCAGAAAGCCGGCGCCCAUUACGUUUAAUGGCUGCAUGAGCGAUUUAAGAGGCGUUGUGAAGAGAGAGCAACCGAAAACAAUGAGCAGAGCUAAUUCUGGAGAGAUAAAUCAGUGGGUUUUCACAGAGCGACUUCACACAGGGCCAUAAAGAGCCCGCUGCCGGCCUGUCUGUCUGCCUCUGCUGCUCCGUCUCAGGAUCUAAUUCAGCCUCCAUUUGCCUCCUUUGUGCAGGUAAUAUAAUAGAGGCCUCGGUAGUUACCGUGCAACCCCACGCAAACACGCAGACAGGCUGCAGGUGGAAACACAGCACGUGUCUGUGGACGAGCCAGAUGUUUGGCUCAGACUCAUCAAGUGCUGACAAUUAAUCAACGAUACUUUUAUUAUACUUAGUUACACUUAAAGCAGUAAUCACCAGCGGCACCCUAAUUAAAUCUGCUGUAAAACAACCCAGCUCCCUCGUUUUAAUGGAGCAGCUUUGAAGCUAAUUGAAUUAUUACUGACACAGCACUUUCAUUUAAAGCCUUUUUUGGGCCUAAACGCUUAACUGGCAGCCGCAGUCCCAAUAAAAUGAAAUUGCAAUGCGUACGGAGAGAUUUUAUUGCAUUUCUGCUGCUUCGCUGCAACGAUUUAGCUUUUUAUUAAAGUCAGAUGGAAAAAAUAGGAGCGAGAGGAAUAUCAUGGCUCCCAGAGUAAACAGUCAGGCCACACUGAGCAGCCCAGAGCCAUCUGUGAUUUUCCCAGCAGGGGACACUAAUACUGUCAUUGGGUUUAAUGGUUCAUCUCAUCCCCUGCUCCUCUCCUGGUGUGGCCGUCCUCCUCAUAGACGGCUCCAUGCACAAUUCAUGAGAGGAAUCUGAUGCCGUGGAGUCGGCCCGAGCGAUGCAGGCAGACGUGCGAGCGGGCGAGCGAGCGAGCGAGCGACCGAGCACAGGAUUUAAAACAGGAAACCUUGCAGUGGCGUGAGCAGUCAAACAGGAAGAAGUCAGAGAAAGCGGUGGGUGGCGAAAACACCAGCAGCCGCAGAGGGAAUGGAUGUGGGCGUGUUUUCACUGGGUGGGAAUGUUUCAGACCUCCUGUCUGUUGUUGCCAGCGGUCAGCAACGAGCAUGAAAACGUGCAGUCCUUCCUGAGAGCAUCGCUGCUGCUGUCUAAGUGGAGGUGACAGCGCGCCUGCUCCCUCAGACAUCUCCACUAUGCAGCAAUUCACAACACUCCCCCACGGGCCGCAGGCAGGCAUAUAUAUAGGCCCGUCUAAUGUUUCCUCACGUUCUGAGGCCGCUGGGAGAACGGCCGGGAAGCACUUUUCCAGCGCCUCCGUGCAGGACGGGAAUCUCAUACGAGGGCUCGCGCUCUGUGCGUCUCUGGGAGGUAUUUAUAGCGGCUGAGGUCAGGGCAGCUUGGCCUUCUUCAACCUGGCCAUGUUAAGUGAUGCUACAGGCCGCAGGGGUGGGGCCAGGGCGCGUCGUUCCAUUCUAAAUCCAAAGGCCCAUGUUUACGACAAUAGUAGCCUGACGACAAGGUGCAAAACAGGGCACGCGAUCGGCCCGUUUGAAGCCGUCCACGCCCUGAGGAACGCCUCAAGCUCCACCUAGCAUCAGAGCCAUGGCCUGUGUGCUUGGUUUUGAUCCAGGCUCAGGUCGGGCGGCCAUCUGCCCCGAUUGGCUGGUGGCAGAAAAGCAGCAAACAGAACACAGGGCCCAUGGGAAGCACAGCCCUGAGGCUGAGGAGGUAGAAAGCAUCAGCAUCUGCUGCUGGUGAGGUUUUAUAGCCAAAGUUUAGAGCAGCUCUAAUAAAAGCACCAACAUAUUUAAUGAUUGGGGUUCAUUUUUCUUGUGUUUCCUCUACGACAGAGACGCUCAGUGACUCCUGGCUACUGCUGUGUCCACUGCUGUGUCCACUGCUGUGUAGUGGAAACGGGGCUAUCGUCUGUCCGGCCCGACCCCUUCACAACACAUUAGUGCUGCUGUAAUCCAUCCAGAGCUGCCUCCUCAGGGUGGGGUGGCGGCGCGGUGCCACCUGAUGCUGCCUGGAGACCGACUGGACUCCAAGACAAAGCUCAGAUUCCUUCUAAGAAAACAUGCCAGAAAUCUUGGACAGGCCAACUCCUGCAGCCCGCGGCUGAAGCACCAUUGGCUGGCUCUGUGAAUGAAUCCAUUAUGCAUGUCAGUUCACCUUUAGCGUGUUGUUGAGCUCAUUUCCAGGUAAACACGGCCGAGAGCUUGUCGGAUCGGAGCAGUGAAGGAAAAUAGCUCGUGGUACCAAGGCGAAGAUGGAGCUGAUCGGAUCCACCCUGACGGCCACGUAUGCUCGGCCAAAGACCAGCCACUUCCUCCCCGCCAUCUCCACCAUGGCCUCCAGCUACCGCGGCACCCAGCCUGCCUUGCUCAUGAACCCCAGUGCCAACCUGUGGAGGACCAACAGCUACUACAAGAGCAGCAGCCUGGUCCCGACCGCCGCCUCCUUACAGCGAGAGAACCUGGACCUGGCCCGGGCCAAGACCAUGUUCUAUCCAUCCAACAGGACAGCGCUGACCACCCGCUACACGCCCGAGGACUGGCACAAGUCCAACCAGAACAACUACAGGGAAUCCGAAUCGUCCCGGAAAAGCGCAGAGCGCCUCAGGAAGGACACGAUUAGACUGAUGCAGGACAAGGAGCAGCUGACCAGACGGACUCAGGAGAGCACCAGCAAGAACAUCGGCGAGCGGCUCAACGACAUUGUGUUCUGGAAGUCUGAGCUGAGCCACGAGAUCGACAGCAUGGUGACAGAGAUCGCAGCUCUGACCGAGGUCAAGAGGAGGCUGGACCGAGCCCUGGCCGAGACGGAGGGGCCCCUUCAGGUGUCUCAAGAGUGUUUGUACCACAGAGAGAAGCGGAUAUCCAUCGAUCUGGUACAUGAUCACGUGGAGAAAGAUCUGAUCAAGGAAGUGGAAGUCAUCAAGUCGUGUCAGGAAAGGAUGAGGAGGCACCUCGACCGAGCUGUUGCUCAGCUUGCCGCCAACCGAGCAGCGCAGCACGAGCUAGAAAGAGACAUGAGCGACAAAGUGAACGCUCAGAGGAUCGACGACAGGUGUCACCAUCUGAGGAACACGUCGGACGGGAUCAGCUAUUACCGAGGGAUCGACCGGCUCGACCCGGCGCUGUCUGUGCCGGACUCAUGGUCCAGGUUCACAGACGACAACAUCCUGCAGUCCCAGAGCCAACGGGCCGCGUCCCACAAGCUCAGGGACGAGAUAGAGAUCCUGCUGAGCACCACGUCCAACGAGAUGUGGACCCAGUUCAACAGCGUCAACGUGGCCUUCACCAACCGCAUCUCAGAGACGGCGGAUGCAAAGAGCAGCCUGCAGACCCACCUGGCCAAGACUCUGCAGGAGAUCUUCCAGACCGAGAUGCUGAUCGAGUCUCUGAAAAAGGCCCUGAGAGACAAGGAGAACCCGCUGAAGGUGGCCCAGACCAGGCUGGAGGAGAGGACGCGCAGGCCCAACGUGGAGCUCUGCAGGGACAACCCCCACCACAGGCUCGUGGGUGAGGUGAGGGAGAUCGAGGACACCAUCCAUAAGCUGCAGGAGCGUCUGAGGGAGGCGGAGGGCGCCCUGCAGAUCCUGGUGAAGGCCAAAGUCAGCCUGGAGCACGACCUGUCCAUCAAGGCCAACUCGCUGUUCCUGGACCAGGAGCGCUGCAUGAGCAUACGCAAGAGCUUUCCCAGCAUGCCGCGCCUGGUGGGCUACGCCUAGGCUUCUACUGCUGUGAUGGUUUUAAUGGUGUGGGUGGUUUUAACCAGUGGCUUGAUUUACUGAAUGCACACAAAACAGAAAAAACAAUUACAAUGAUUAAACUGCUUUAA